CAACUCCCCCACCUCGCUCGCUUAAAAGCUCGCCUCGCCCCCGACCGAAUCCACCCUCCCACCACCGAACCCGCAGCCGCCGCCGCCAAACCACACCGCGCUCCUCUCUGGCGGAUAGCGGACAGCGAUUUUGAUCGGCGGUCCUCAGACCUCAGCCCAGCCCGGCCCGCGAUGGAGAAGACAAAGCUGCCGCUGCCGCUACCGCUACCCCUGGUGCACGGCGAGCGUCUGUGGGCGCGGCCGUGGCGGUGGCUGAAGACGGCCUUCUUCAUCGUGGCGAUGCUGGCGUCGCUGCUGCUCGUGUGCGCGCCGCCGCUGCUGGUCGUGCUGCUGGACCUGCUCCUGCCGCCCGCGCUGCUCUCCAGCUUCCUCCGCGCGCAGCCGCCCUCCUCCGCCUCCUUCGCCGCCGCGCUCGCCGCCCAGGCCAGGCCCUUCCGCUUCGCCUCCUCGCUCGCCGACCUCCCCGCGCUCUCCGCCGCGCGCUCCCUCCUCAUCCUCUGCGCGUACGCCGCGGCCGGAGGCGGCGGCGCCGCAUACAGGUGGGUCGCCGUCGCCUGCAGCGCCGCCUCCGUCUGCUACGUCCUCGCCAAGGCCGUCGCCGUCUUCGGCGCCGCGCCCGUGUGGCGGGGCAACGGCCAGCUCGUCGCCGUCGAGGCCUUGUUCCUCAUGUCGCUCGCGCUCGCCGUCGCCCACCUCGCCAUGGCGUACCGCGCGUCAUGCCGCGAGCGACGACGCCUGCAGCUAGUCUACAGAAUCGACGUCGAAGCGGUAAGACUGAAGGGAGGCCAGACGCCCAAGGCACUGAAGCAAUGCAUGAUAUGACACCCAUCUGCUCCUAGUAUCGCCGUCCCCGCUGGGUGGAGGUGGAAUUGGAAGGAAGGAACCUGAAGAUGCACGGCGCGGCGGUCUUCGUGGUGCAGACCGGCAGUGCAGUGCAGUGCAGGGGGCUCAUCCGCGCCCAAGUUUUGGCUCGAGAAGCUGUGCAUACCGAUCGCCGCGUCUGUCCGUCCACUCCCUCUGCGUCUGUGAAUGUGUGCCAGAGUGAACGUGUAGUGUCAUCCUGUACAUACGUAUGGAACACAACAUUCGUGCUUCGGCCUCCUGCAGCCAAUGCGAUCCAGGAUGAGCCGUGUGCCAGGUGCUUGCGUUGCCUCGUCGGCCCGGAAUUGUGAAUAUGCCUGUCACGUGCGGGCGGAGGUGGCAAAUGGGCAUCUCUAAAUUUGGUGUUUAUCCUGCUUUCAAGUGGAUUUGGAAGCCUUUUCCUCUUAGCUAAAACAUAAGAUCGCUCUUUUAUCUUCUGUUAAGAAUU
Molecule: messenger RNA, 1309 nt
Organism: Zea mays
Lineage: Eukaryota; Viridiplantae; Streptophyta; Magnoliopsida; Poales; Poaceae
Product: hydrolase
Exons: 2
Coding region: 172-822 (216 amino acids)
Source: RefSeq, marked provisional